Colletotrichum gloeosporioides is the source of this 1362-nucleotide messenger RNA. Its product is annotated as Zeaxanthin epoxidase. Gene Ontology annotation, molecular function: FAD binding. NCBI's taxonomy places the organism in Eukaryota, Fungi, Ascomycota, Sordariomycetes, Glomerellales, Glomerellaceae. The transcript has 6 exons. Bases 1 to 1362 code for a protein of 453 amino acids. The record is from RefSeq and is a predicted model, not a curated record.
AUGGCUGUACCGUUCAAAGUCAUCAUCGCUGGUGGAGGACUUGCCGGCUGUCUCCUCGCCAAUGGACUGGUCAACAAUGGUGUCGAUGUGUCGGUCUACGAGCGGGACGCGGAAGACACAAAACGAGAAGGAUUCCAAAUUCGGCUCGGCGAGAGUGCGCUGGCAGGGUUCCGGGCGUGUCUGAAGGCAUCCGAAAUUGCAACAAUUCAGUCGAAGUUCAGCCAAAUGUCAUCGACAGGACUCACCGCACCAGCGAUAUGUAACACGAAAUUCCAGACCGUGCUUGAUCUCGGGCAGCUACCUUCGUACGCGGCGUCAUGGGGCAUUAAUCGUGUGGUCCUCCGCGAUAUUCUGGUCAACCCACUGAAAGCUAAGGGGUGCGUUCACUUCGGGAAAGCCUUUGAGGGAUACGAAAUUGUUCAAGAUGGAACCGGACAAGAAACCGUCCGAGUUCACUUCGCGGAUGGAUCCACGGAUACGUGUGAUUUGUUGAUCGGGGCAGACGGCAGCAACUCGAGAAUUAACAAGCAGGUCGGAGCUCGCAAUCUGGUCCCGGUCGACAGUCAUGUGAUGAUUCUCAGCAAAGGACCGUUACCACAGGAUUGGACUGAGAAGCUGCCACCACGGUUGCUAAAAAGUCCAGUCAUGGUAUGGGCAGGCGGCAUUUCUAUGUACUACGCACUGUUCUUGCCAAAGGCUGAACAGCCAGAAGAUGAUUCAGAGAGCGGGCCAAAAUACAACGUGAAAGAAGCUUCCUUUUACUGGGGGCUUCUGAUUCCGAAAGAUCGAGUGCCGAAGCAACAGGAGCUAUCGGAGGUACAGGACCCACUCCAGAUUUGUCUUGAGGCUACUAAAGACUGGGCACCCGAGUACCGCACAAUGUUGACGACUGGGUCGGAAGACAAGAACAAGGACUUAGUUACGGCUACAAGAUUACGCGCAAGCAACAAACUACCAAAAUUCUGGCGCAAGAAUGUGAAGAAAACAACGGGAAACGAGGGUCAUCCUCGUAUAUGGCUCAUCGGAGACGCAGUUCAUGCGAUGCAGCCAAACCGGGGCAUGGGAGGCAAUCAGGCAUUCCAUGACUGCGCUGAUGCACUUCCUCAAAUUCUCCAGCUGAAGGUGAAAGCUGAUUCUGGAGAGAGGCCAUCCUCGGAAGAUGUCAGCACGGCAUGUAAUCGAUAUGAAAGUGCAAUGAUCGACAGAGCCUUCCCUUGGGUCAGCAAGAGUGGAGGCACGAGCGUUCCCACUAUCAACCUGGACGGCAUCCUCGGUACAAUUCUGUGGAUCGUUGGCACUUUCUUGGUGUCUGGAUACAUCUUCAUGGCUCGAGUAAUGAAGCUUGGCGUCAGGAGUGGAUGA